Molecule: messenger RNA, 467 nt
Organism: Aspergillus saccharolyticus JOP 1030-1
Lineage: Eukaryota; Fungi; Ascomycota; Eurotiomycetes; Eurotiales; Aspergillaceae
Product: signal peptidase complex subunit 1
Exons: 3
Coding region: 39-347 (102 amino acids)
Biological process (GO): protein targeting to ER
Cellular component (GO): endoplasmic reticulum membrane; signal peptidase complex
Source: RefSeq, a predicted model, not a curated record
ACUUGCCAGCCAUCAAAUUGCAACCCCUUGAGAACGCUAUGGACAACCUACUAGCAUCUAUCCAAGAAGCCUUGGAGGGCCAAAUAGACUAUCAAGGCCAACAAAUGGCAGAACUUCUUUCUACAGUCCUUCUCAUCAUCUGGGGUAUUAUCGCUUUCUUUGUUGGAUACAUUCAGCAAGAUAUUCAUCUCACGCUGUGGGUUGGGUUGGCGGGUACCGCAGCAACUGGUUUGGUCGUGAUUCCGCCCUGGCCCAUGUACAACAAAAGCCCUGAAAGAUGGUUGAAACCCACAACGGCGGGUGCAAGAGUUAAAGGUGUUACGGUAGACGGUGUAAAGGUUGCAUGAGAUUUAGCCGUGGGCUUUACAAGUCAUACUGAUAGCCGGAACUGAUCACGGCUUGCCCGCAGUUCUUCAAGAGAAGCCUAUUAUAAGUGAAUUCAGAAAGCCUCUACUGAAAGUGCGAAU